GAGUCCAAGGGGGAGGCAUUGGCCGUUAGUUUGGACAUAGCAAAGGCCUUCAAUCGGAUCUGGCACAAAGCGCUCCUUUCGAAGUUUCCUUCCUAUGGGCUUCCCGAGAAAUUGUGCAAAUGGAUCACCAGUUUCCUUGCUGAUCGGAGCAUGAAGGUCGUAGUAGACGCUGCAUGCUCUCAUUUUAAGCCUAUCAACGCUGGUGUUCCACAAGGCUGCGUGCUAUCACCAACGCUGUUUCUCCUGCGUAUCAAUGAUAUGUUGCAAACUAGUAACAUUCAUUAGACACAACAACAAGACACAAGUUUGCGCGUUUACCGCUAAAAAGAACCCCUUUGUCGUAUCUCCUCAGUUUCAAGGCACUCCCCUUGCUGCCUCAGCAAGUAUCGGAAUCCUCGGCGUCGACAUAUCGAAUAGUGUGCAGUUUCGUGGUCACUUGGAAGGGAAGGCCAAACUGGCCUCUGAGAAGCUUGGCGUGCUUAGCAGAGCGAGACAGUAUUUCAUGCCGGCACAUCGCUUGCAACUUUACAAAGCGCAAUUCCAGCCUCACAUGGAAUACUGUUCUCAUCUCUGGGCCGGGGCACCCCAGUGCCAGCUUCUUCCACUUGACCGCAUCCAGCGCAGAGCGGUUCGAAUCGACGACGACCGAGUUCUUUCUGAUCGGCUCAAUACACUGGCACUGCGUAGAGAUGUUGCAUCUCUUUACGUAUUUUAUCGAAUUUACCACGGGGAGUGCUCCGAGGAAUUGUUCGGACUAAUUCCAGCCGCUCAAUUUCACGAUCGCACAUCGCGACAAAACUUGCGGUGCCAUCCUCCAUCCACCUGGGUGAUUUGCGGUCCACCACUGUGCGAUUUUGAAAGAUGUUUUCUUCCACGCACAACUGCCUUGUGGAAUCGCUUACCACCAGCUAUAUUUCCGGACCGAUACGACUUAGGGACCUUCAAGAAAAGAGCCUACUCCUUUUCAAAAGGCCGGCAAAGCAUCUGCAAUUCCCCUGGUGUUGCGGUUGUUCAUGGGCGGCGGUAGUCACUUACCGCAGGUGAGCCGCAUGCUCGUUUGCCACCCUCCUAUAAAACAAUUAUCGAUGACAGAAUAUGUUAAUUUGUUUUUUUUUUUUGUUUUAGAGAUAUUAAUUUUAACAAAUAAUGAUAUAAUAUGACAAAUAUUUUGAUUGAUAAAAGUCUUAUUCGCCAAAUUUGAUCUUCUGAAUACUAUCGGAAUCCCUCAACAUUAUUUGCUAACAAUCCAGUAACUAAUGCAGCCCAUGGACACCCGUAACCAAUUUCAAAUAAAGAAUGCCAGAUGCGUUUUCACCUCUGACAAUUAAAUGAAAUUCCUCAUUAGCCUAAUACUGCCUCGCUUACCGUAAAUACAGAACAUACAUAUAGAAGUACAUAUAGAAGUGAGUGCAAUGAUAUUAUGCGGCUAGAUUAGAAUGAUACCAACCAAGACAAACUCUUAGGCCGGAAAGAAACAACCAUUUAGUAAAAGUGCUUUAGUAGUUGAGUUUUUGAACAAAUGCUUGAUCUGUCUGACAAAGUACUAAGCAGGCACUUUAACAACUAAGUUAAUAUGAUAGACCCAUUAAUACGCCUGUUACUAUAAUGUUAUUAUUACCAAACUGAAAGUAUUCAUCGAAAAAGACUUUAAAGUUAUAAUAGCGAUAUGAAAAGAAAUUCAAAUUAAAACAUACAUAAGAGUACUUCCCACGGUUGGGGCUUUCUCUCAUUUCUGAGAGGGUUAUAGACUCUCGGAAGCUGAUUUUUCCGAGUGCUUGUUCUUCCUGGCCCCACGGUCUCCACGUAUCAGAGUCGGGAGGUUUCGUUACGCAGGUAGAGUUCGAGGCUGUGGAGGAAGUGUUUCUGUUACGACUUACCUAAGAAGGACAAGAAGGGGAGAAGUCCUCUUCCGAAGAGAGGCUGCCGAGGUGGUAGUGUUGCCUCCGACGUGUGCGAAAGCGUUCCCGUGGCCCUACCAAUAUACGUCGAAAGUGGAAACGCCACGAGGUUUUGGUGGGUGCGAGUCCAACAUAACCCGUCCUUGCUCCUGUGAAGCGGGUAUGCGAAGUCAUUGCCCCAAGUAAAAUAAACUCAAGUUAAAUGUUGAAGUUUUGCCGGCGGUGGAUUGCUUGUCUUGUAUUAUUGUUAAAUUAAUAGUUUGAACUGGAUUUUGAUAUGUAAAAGUGGUGUGAUUUUGUGUAUUAAAUGUCUGCGCAUGUAAACUAUUAGUGGAAACAGUGAAACAAGUGCUCCGAUGGUGAUGUGAAUCUCAAGAUAAGGUGUGCUUACGCGUCUGAAAUACUACCGCCAACUGUCUGCUGGCUCAAGUUGCCAUCAAAUAUCUCUCAAAAACUACUUAAUGUGACGCAUCAACAUAUUGUGAAGCAGUGUACUAUAUACGAUUAUUAUCACUUGAUACUGAAAAUCUAUAAAAAUGAAGAUCCCGGACGAAAUGAAAUCUGCGCCCCCUUUUCCCUAACGGGGGUUGCUUCCGAUUCGGCAGAAAGGUCAUACAGGCCAAUACCAGUCUCACAGGUGGUGUUUAGUGGGUAGGCACUUAGAUUUUGCAGUGAGCCCCACAUAACCACUCAGCUGUCGUGGUAUGCUUAGAGCAUUCUCCACUAGUAGCGCUUUUCAUUGCUUCUGGGCGCAAAAAAAUUGAAAUGAAGACAUGGAUUAAAGGACAAGCAUUCAAGCCAAAAACUUAAUUUAAAGUCAAAAUGACAGAUGACUGAUAGUGAAGUGACAAGUGACAUAAUCAGACAUAAUUCUUGUACAUACAACUUUAUAAUUUGUGGACAUAAUGUUGUGUUGUUGAUCUGAUGAAGUGCUUAAUGUUUACGUUUUGUAUCGUUUGUUUUUCGUUUCAACUUUCUUAUAAAUUGAAUUAUUAUAGCUUAAAGGGGAAUCAUAUAUUUUUUAAAUUAUUUGGUUUAUACUUUUAAACCUGUUUAAAUUUUAUGAUUAUAAAUAAACAAGAAAUGUAAUAUUCAUCUCCUGCUUACUUUAUUUUUCAUGAAUAAAAUGAAUGAAAGAGAGUCUAUUAAAGCCUACGCUCACUCUAUUAAAAAACUCAAAAAUGAGUGUACUGAUAAAGGUAUCAAUGAAGAUGAAUUUAGAAAACUGUAUUUUGAGUCUUUAAAAUCAAUAGAAGAAAAAGAUAUUAUGGUUAAAUCACAUAGCCGUCAAAGUUUCUUUACAAAGCGAAAAUUUCUGUUAAUUCUUCUUCUUAUCCUUACAAUAUACAGUAUUAAAUAUAUAUGCUGUAAUAUUUUAUGUAACCUUCAAGAGCUUAUAUAUCCCGGACUUAGGCUGAUUAGACAAAUAUCCAUUCCCUUUAUAUCGCUUUUUCCUGCAUUAACCGGUUAGUCAUAUUUAUUUACUUAUUUUUAUAUAUUCAUAAUAUGAAACUGCCAAAAUAACAAAGUCGACCUGAUUGUAAGUGCUUAAUGUACUAGGUACUGUACCUCUUGUACAUCAGAGAAAGAAGAUGACAUAAUGUGUUGUCAAUAUAGGAUUAAGACCAAGGUGCCAGCCUGUAAUUAAAUUUGCUCAGUUUUCACAGCAAAACAUCAGUAAACGCUCUGCUGCUUAGUGGCAUAAAUAGGUUAUUUUCACUAUUUCUGAAUUCAUAUUAUGACAGCUCGGGAGCACAGUGGUGUGUGCAAUUUCGUUGAUGCACUGUAGGACACUGUAGGUUCGAAUCCCACUAAGAACUAAUUAUUAAAUGGCCUUCAAAUAAAUAGAUCCAACUCUAAAUGUUUUCCACAUCUAUUUUCUAUAGUUUUGUGGAGGUCACAAUAAAAGAAAUAAAAAAUCCUAAUUACAACAAAGAGUAAUGUUUAAAAUAAAAAUAAUUCAGCGUUGGGAUGUCUUUAUCUGUUUUAGAAUUGUAUCAGGAACCAUGCCUAAUACAAAACCCUUUCUACACUAUUAUAGACAUGGACUGUUGGCCUUGCAGUACCGUCAACAAUGUUCAUCAAAUUUAUGACCCUCAGCCACUUCACCAACAGCAUGCUGCACCUUUUAUUUAUGAGACUGACCAAGAGCAAGUAGAUAUGAAAAAAUUAAGAAAUUUAUAUUUUCGGAACAAGGAACUGUUUGACAAAGAAUCAUCCAAAAUUGUUAUGAAUAACAAAUUCCAUUUGGCGCCAUCGAAUCUUUUUCAAAAUCAGCAAGAUAUAGAAGAUACGAAUUUAUAUAUCUGGAAAAUAAAUAAUCUAAACUUGGCAAGAAUAUUACGGCAAUUAAUACCAAGAGCAAAAGUUGUGCCGAAAUUUGGACAAAGUACUGAAAGAUUCAUCAUUAUUGAUUCAAGUCACAAUGACUUUAGCAUUCCAGAUACAGAAUGUAACUUUGCUUUCCUAUUGGUCCUAAGUGGAACCAGGACAGUUAUUCUGAAUCCAGCAGAAGAAUGCAAACACCAGUGUAAAUCAACACAGGUUGAUUUAAAAGAAUCCUAUUUAUUGUGGUAUAAUUGGUGGUAUUGGAGACCAGUAGUUCAACAAUCAAAUGGGAAUUCAACUUUUGUUGCACAUGUGGGCUCUUAUUGUUAGAUUCUAAUGUAAAGAUUUAAUGAAACUAUGGAAAAAUUAAAACACUGCUGUGGAAUGUACAAAACAUUUAUUUAAUAAAAAUCUAACAAAUAAGUUAAUUAAAUUAAAUAUAUUUAAUAAAUUCACUAAAAUUGUUUAUUC
Molecule: messenger RNA, 4697 nt
Organism: Parnassius mnemosyne (clouded apollo)
Lineage: Eukaryota; Metazoa; Arthropoda; Insecta; Lepidoptera; Papilionidae
Source: the annotation of a GenBank genome assembly